CUUCUUUUGAUUUUUUAUUUCUCUUCCCCCUCUUGCCUUUUGCCUUUCACUGAAGCGCAUUAUGAACCCGUCGAAGUCAAUUUAGAAUAGUUCGCGAAGGCCUAAGAUCUUUACUAAUAUUUUGCAGUUGUACUUCGGUUUGGCCAUUUAGACUUUCCUUUUCCGCUUCAAUCAAACCCUAGGUAGGAGAUCGAAGGCGUGAUGUUGGGUGUUUUAAGGCGUAAAGCCGCUUCCGGUGCCUCAUCUGCUUCCGUGUACGGAAAAUCGCUGUAUAAGCUCAAGCCUGCAGUGCCUACACCACGACCAUGCUCUGCCGCGGCAGAAGAGAUCAUACAUUACACCAGGGGAUUUGGUGGUGCUCGUACUUUCUGCCACCUUCCUUUGGCUGGACACAUGACGACCUUGAUGCCAAAGAGGGAAGUUUUAGGCAUUCUUCAGCAAGAUGUCAACAUGCAAAUUUGGAGCAGGUCAUUCAGUUCUAGCACUGCAGAAGGUGAUAUUGUUGAAGCUGUUGUUCCUUUUAUGGGCGAAUCCAUUAGUGAUGGAACAUUAGCCACAUUCUUGAAAAAACCUGGGGAUCGAGUAGAAGUUGAUGAGCCAAUUGCUCAGGUUGAAACAGACAAGGUAACCAUUGAUGUCAAUAGUCCUGAAGCAGGAGUGAUCCAAAAGUUAAUAGCUAAGGAAGGAGAUACUGUGGAACCUGGCACCAAGGUCGCUAUCAUAUCAAGAUCUGGUGAAGGUGCAACUCAUGUUGCACCUUCUGAUGACAAAGCAUCCGAGAGAGCUCCUCCAGAAACUACUCCUACCGUAGGAAAGCCGAAAGGAAGUCCUGCCCCUCCUCCCAAACCCUCAGCUACAGAACCCCAGCUGCCUCCCAAAGACAGGGAAAGACGAGUGCCUAUGACAAGGCUUAGGAAGAGAGUUGCCACGCGUUUGAAGGAUUCUCAAAACACAUUUGCAUUACUGACAACAUUUAAUGAAGUUGAUAUGACUAAUUUGAUGAAACUUCGCUCUGAUUACAAGGAUGCAUUUUUUGAAAAACAUGGAGUGAAGCUGGGACUAAUGUCCGGAUUUGUGAAAGCAGCUAUCAGUGCUUUGCAGAGGCAGCCAAUAGUGAAUGCUGUUAUUGAUGGCGAUGACAUAAUUUACAGAGACUACGUCGAUAUUAGCAUAGCUGUUGGUACCCCCAAGGGUCUUGUUGUCCCAGUUCUCCGCAAUGCUGAACGUAUGAAUUUUGCUGAGGUUGAAAAGGAAAUUAACACCCUUGCUAAGAAGGCCAAUGAUGGUACUAUAUCAAUUGAUGAGAUGGCUGGGGGAACGUUUACCAUAUCCAAUGGUGGUGUAUAUGGAAGUCUUCUAAGUACUCCGAUCAUUAAUCCUCCUCAGUCUGCAAUCUUGGGUAUGCACUCAAUAGUAAACCGCCCUAUGGUUGUUGGAGGUGCAAUAGUUCCACGACCAAUGAUGUACAUUGCACUGACAUAUGACCAUAGGCUGAUAGACGGAAGAGAGGCAGUAUUCUUUUUGGGAAGAAUCAAAGAUGUGGUGGAAGAUCCUCGAAGAUUGCUGUUGGAUGUAUGAAACUGCUGCAACUGGUGGUACUUACAUUGGCAUUGCUAAUAUAUCUGAAUUGGUGGUCAGAACAGUUCUGUAGUAUUUAUUUUUUGGCUUCACUUUGGACUGAAGUAGUCUUUUCUCGCGGCAUGCAGUGUCCAAAUUUGAAAUGAGAUCACAGCACAAACACACAUAUUUCUCCUUUUCAUCUUACAAACCAGUCCCAUGUAUUUUCACAUUGCAACAGCACUUGGUGUCACUAAAAGUGCAUGGAUGAUUUUUGAAAUAAAGGUUUAAAUAAUGUGGUUGCUAGUAUCA
Sesamum indicum (sesame) is the source of this 1869-nucleotide messenger RNA. RefSeq names its product dihydrolipoyllysine-residue succinyltransferase component of 2-oxoglutarate dehydrogenase complex 2, mitochondrial. The record is from RefSeq and is a predicted model, not a curated record. Gene Ontology annotation, biological process: tricarboxylic acid cycle. Gene Ontology annotation, cellular component: oxoglutarate dehydrogenase complex; mitochondrion. Lineage: Eukaryota; Viridiplantae; Streptophyta; Magnoliopsida; Lamiales; Pedaliaceae. Gene Ontology annotation, molecular function: dihydrolipoyllysine-residue succinyltransferase activity.